AUGAGAUCAAAAGAAAACAGUGAGAUUCAGGACAACUGGUGGUCGGCACCUGAUUCGCCUAUUGAAAUGUUGCACAAAUUCUCCCAGAAAGCUGUUAAAAGGGCUAGCGAUUCAUUACAAAGCUCGUAUUCGGGCAGCCCGAACCAGAACACACCGAAUCCCGAGCAUCAAGAAGGGCACAGGCGUACUCAUAGUGACUUAACCUCUUCAUUACCACGUAGCACGAGCUCGAUUAAUUUCCAGAAAUGGAAAUCUCAGGUUCAGAGGGCCCUUUACUGGCGUAGCCGAAGCUUCUGUGAGGAUCGACAGUAUUUUUCUUUCGACCCUGAAAUGCUGGCCAAUCAGAAGAGACAGUGGUACAAGAUUCAAUCAAGAGCAUUGGACCCUGAUAAAUUUAAAGAACCUGCUUCGUUAUUCGAGCACUUCAUUAUUGUUGGGCUUCGUCCGGAUACUAAUCUCGAGGUCAUCGAGGACACGUGUUUUAACAGAAGAAGGUUUGAACAAGAGAUGGAAAGUACAGAAAUGUCAGAUUUAAGCUCGGCAUUAGAGCCUCAGGUACUCUUUAAGUACCCUCCAGGAAAGAAGGUGGCUUUACGUUUGAAGGAUCUGGCUUCAUUUUGCUUCCCUGGAGGUGUUAAGGCAGGUGUAUUGACGAGAACUCCAUCACAGAGUGAGCUGAACGAACAACUCUAUGGACAGGGACACCUGUACCGAGAUGAUUCGUCAUUUGUGUUUUCGGUUAAGGUGGCAGAUAGCGCAACACUUUACGGUGUGUGCUUACACGUGCAAGAAUUUGUUCAGGAGCCACCAGCAAUGUCUGAAGUUUCAUCGCCUUGUUCAGAAUCAGAUCCCGACUCUAGCAGAUUCCUAGGUUCUGCCCCUCGUUGUUAUUGUAUAUUGACCAAAGUCCCGUUUUUCGAGUUGCACUUUGAGAUGUUAAACAGCAUCAUUGCACAGAAACAUCUAAACCGGAUUUCUCAAUUUGCCAAUGAUUGUGCUGACUGGAUGUCGGUCACGAUUCCUGCAGACGAUGAGGUGGCACAGUCCACGUGGGACAUAUGUUCUCCUGUGAGUAGUUGUACACUUGCCUUUGAUGAUUGUACUUCCGAGAAGUCUGAGAAGAUGUCCAUUGGUUUGGAUCAUAUCUGCCCUGUGAAUGAUCAGUUCUCCGAAACAUCUUUUAGUUCAGCUGUAAGUACAGCAUCGGACGAGGAGGUUGAUGAGAUAUUUUAUGAUUAUGCUAAAAAUGUCGCGUAUGAUAUUAGAAUGGUGAGCUUAAGCUGUAAUUGCUUUUCUCAUUUUUCUUUUCAUAUUCACUUCUUGCUACCGAUUUACUAG
Messenger RNA from Striga asiatica, 1338 nucleotides. The record is from the annotation of a GenBank genome assembly. Lineage: Eukaryota; Viridiplantae; Streptophyta; Magnoliopsida; Lamiales; Orobanchaceae.